AAUAGACAAACUAAAGUUAUUCAAAUUAUUUUGAAUAGCGGGAAAUUAUAUAGAUAGGUUUGAUAAUAUUCUAUGGUUGAUGUUGUGAACACAGCGGGAGAACAUGAAGUUAUGCACCUUAUCAAAUUGAUUCAGGCAGAACAAAGGAUUUCAGGAGAGUGUCGUUUCUAUAGUAUUCUAUGCCCAAACCAAGAACAUAAAAAUACAUCACCGACUGAAUACCGAUGUUUAAUCUCUCGUAACUCGUUCAGUGAAAUUACGUCAUUGAUCAGGUGAACGAUAGCGUUUUUUUGUUCUCGCUGCCGCACACCGCACACGGACUGUCUCGUAACUUCUUUCACCUGUGGGGCUUGCUCGUCUGUUAAACGUACUUCCAGAAUGCGACAUGUACUCAACGCCCAUUGUGACGAAUCGGAUUAAGUCUUGAUCUUAGACUUGGACCAAUACAGAUAUCUGUAAAUGUGUGCAACGUCAUAACUAUAAACUUGUCAACCAACAGCAAAAAUGUUACCAUCUUGUUCAAUAUGUGACGAUUAUUUCACCGGACUUCAUCCUGAAUCAGUUCAUACAACACGUUGUGGUCAUGUUUUCCACUACGAAUGUCUCAUGACAUGGAUUCAAAGAUCCCAAACAUGUCCACACUGUCGGUCAAAAGUAACCAAAAAGAAAACUAUUAAAUUAUAUUUUCACAAGAAUUCAAAUUUAAGUAUAAAAGAAGACAUUUCUUCACUGACAGACCAAGUGCAAUCACUUACAUAUGAAAAUACUCUGAAGAAAGAUGAAAUAAAAAAAUUGUUAACAAUAACUAAAAAAGAUAAAGAACAACUGGAUUCAUUUAAGAAACAAUUCAAAGAUAUGAAAGACAUAAUACAAGGCCAUCAAACAUUUGUAUCUGCUUUAGAAGAAAAUAUCAGUUUUCUUAAAUCUAAAUGCAAAAAAUCUAUUUGCUACAAACUUGAAGCUGAAGAAUUAAGAAAAUAUUUGGUAAAAUACCAAUCUGUAAAAGAAGACAUAUCUUCACUGACAGACCAAGUGCAAUCUCUUACAUAUGAAAAUACUCUGAAGAAAGAAGAAAUAAAAAAAUUGUUAACAAUAACUAAAAAAGAUAAAGAACAACUGGAUUCAUUAAAGAAACAAUUCAAAGAUAUGAAAGACAUAAUACAAGGCCAUCAAACAUUUGUAUCCGCUUUAGAAGAAAAUAUCAGUUUUCUUAAAUCUGAAUGCAAAAAAUCUAUUUGCUACAAACUUGAAGCUGAAGAAUUAAGAAAAGAUUUGGUAAAAUACCAAUUUAUAAAAGAAGACAUAUCUUCACUGACAGACCAAGUGCAAUCACUUACAUAUGAAAUUACUCUGAAGAAAGAAGAAAUAAAAAAAUUGUUAACAAUAACUAAAAAAGAUAAAGAACAACUGGAUUCAUUAAAGAAACAAUUCAAAGAUAUGAAAGACAUAAUACAAGGCCAUCAAACAUUUGUAUCCGCUUUAGAAGAAAAUAUCAGUUUUCUUAAAUCUGAAUGCAAAAAAUCUAUUUGCUACAAACUUGAAGCUGAAGAAUUAAGAAAAGAUUUGGUAAAAUACCAAUCAAUAAACAGUAUAUUAUAUGGAACAGCUGCGGAUUCUCAAGAAGCUGUAUCUUUGUUAAAAAAAAAGACUGAUGUUGAAACUUUAUGUUUACUUAUAACCUCUUUUAAAAAAGAAAUUCAGACUUUAAAAGAAAGCAAUAGAGAUUUGGAAACUAAGUUUUCACAAUGUGUCACUAAAUACAUGGAACUUAAAAGACAUAUUUUGUGCAAUGAAAAUUCAAAACAAUCCGUGAAUACCCAAGUAGUGGAAAAAUUAGAAUCAGGAAUUACUGAUUUUGAAGCAGAAAUUGAAAGACUACAAAAAAAAUGUGAAAAUUUAAAAUCUUUGGUGCAAGCAAAUGAUGAUACUCCAAGAAGAACUGAAUUACGUAAAAGAAUAAUAUACGAAAAUCCAGCUCUUGAUUUGUCCAUUACUCCAAGUUUAGAAAAAGGUUUAAAAACUGUUAUAAACUCUCCAGAAAAUUCAGUUUCCUCAAUGGAACAACCAAAAGGUCAAUUAAAGCCACAAAGUUUAAACAACAAAAGAGAACAAUCAUCAUCACAAUGUGUCAACACAUUUAUGCCAAAAAGUCCUCGAAGACCAAUUGGAUUUGUGAGACCACCUUUAACUACUAAAUCGGUAAGUGCAAAUAAUAUAUCAAAAUCUAUGGUUUAUUCAAGUAGUUCGGACGAAGAAAUGUAUGAAGGUCUUGCUCGUCGUUCGAAACCAGAUGUGUACCCUAGCCGACAGAAACCAGUAACUAGAAAACGAAAAUAUGACGAAAAUUAGUUUAUAAUUUCAAAAAAGAAAAAAACCACCAUCAAUUAAAAGUAAUAGUAUUUUGGAUAGUUUUUUAUCUGCCGAAAUUCAUUAAUUAUGUAUAGUUUACUAAAAAAUAACAUAUUUAUAUAA
Acyrthosiphon pisum (pea aphid) is the source of this 2472-nucleotide messenger RNA. Its product is annotated as E3 ubiquitin-protein ligase TRAIP-like. Gene Ontology annotation, molecular function: ubiquitin protein ligase activity. Gene Ontology annotation, cellular component: site of DNA damage; nucleus. The transcript has 13 exons. The record is from RefSeq and is a predicted model, not a curated record. Gene Ontology annotation, biological process: protein ubiquitination; replication fork processing. Bases 505 to 2349 code for a protein of 614 amino acids. Lineage: Eukaryota; Metazoa; Arthropoda; Insecta; Hemiptera; Aphididae.